UUUUCUGCUUUUAUUUUGAAGGCUCCGCCGUCCACUUCCCUUUUACUGUUGCGUGUGUGCCCUGCAGCGCCACCUGUGGGCCGCUGCUGAUUCUCAGUCAAAUCAUCAUAGAGGAGAGGUUACAGAGGUAGGAGGGUACCACCAGCGGAGAUUUGAAACCCACUGGAGUCUGUAAUGCACCGAGAGAGAGCAGAGGGCUUCAUUUUGAAUCGAUAAACGAGAGCAGAGAGACAUUCAGUCAUAAAUAAUCCCGCUGAGGACUCGGAGAUGGGACAUUUGCUGUCGGCAGCAUAUGGUCAUGGAGCCAGCUUCAUGUUACCGAUGCCUUGCUUUCUAUUCCCUGCAGCCUCCAGCUCGGACUGUUUAAGUUAAACGGCUACAGGGAGCUGAUCUGCUCUGUCCUGAUAUUCCCAUCUGGACCUGGUGAUAUGAGAGGCUCCAGGAGGCGGUGAUGGAGCUCCAGGACUUGGGCUGGCUGUGUCUGGUGGGUCUCUUCCUGACCUCCUUGCUCAUUGUGCUGGGAUGGCUGUUCCAGUACUUGCUGACCGUGCUGCGGGUGUGGAGGUCCACCUGGAAGACCGCCAAGCAGGACAGGAGGGAACCACAGCUCUGCCUCACACAGCCCCAGGUUGGAAGCGUGUGGGGCUUCCUCAUGAAGCUCCGCUCAGGCCGGGAUGGAGGACCUGCAUCUGAGGCCGGGGUUAAAGGCUUGCUGACCUCUCUGCUGUCCUUCAAGUCCUUUAGGGAGCACUGGCAGAGAUCCUGGGUCAGAGCUCUGAACGAGCAAGCCUGCAGGCACGGGAGCUCCAUCCAGAUCACUUUUGACAGCAGUCUCCAGCUAACUGCUGCCUCUACGAUAGAUAGCGUGACCUGCACUGACCAAACACCACACAGAAUGGUUUUACACUGUAAAUGUUGGGUGGACACAGUGACAUUUCCUGUGACGGUCACCCAGCAGUCACCCGCUGCCAUUUCAAUGGACACCUAUCAGAUCACUUUAGCACCUAUGUCGACAAAGGUGGUUGUGUAUCUGGAGGAGGUGGAGGACGAGGGUCUGCUGAUGUCCUGGACUCUUUCCAAGCAUCCAUCAUUUAGUCUGACCGUGUCCCCGUGUAAGCUGCAGAGACAGGGCGCUGAGGGUGUGGCAGACGUGGACGUGAUCAAGGGACUGAUAGAGGACACUUUGUUCAGCACUCAGCCAGCCAUGGUCCUCAACCUCAAGAAGUGUGUGUCCAGCCCUCUGGCCGCCAUGGACCAUCUAUCAGUGGGAUCCAACUCUGUACCCCAGAGUGUCUUGGUGAGACGGCUACUGCUCCGGCAGCUCAGGGCGACCUUAAGUAAAGGUCAGUGGUCUAGAUCAGGGGAGCUGUGCUGUGUCCUGAGCCUGGACCAACCCUCCACAGAGAGGACCACCCGCUUCCUGUCUGUGCCCAGCAACCCCAACGCCCCGCUGGAAUGGAGCGAAGAAAUUACUCUGGAGCUGGGCCUCGAGACCAAAGAGCUGAGAGUUAAACUUCUGGAGCGCAACGGAAAAAGGGAACAGCUCCUGCCCGGCCACGGCUCCAUCUCCUUGGACCUCCGGUGCAAAGUUCCCACCGGACAGCACACGCUGUCAAUAAGCCCUGGCCACGGCUUGGCGCCAAACGCCACUGUCACGGCGGAGCUGCUGUAUGUGGAAACGGAGGAGCCCCGCGGCGGCCAUAAUACACUGCCUCUCCGUUCCUCGCUCACUCCCACCAAGAAAGUCGAUGUGGACCGAACCAUCAUGCCAGAUGGAACCAUCGUCACCACUGUCACGACAGUCCAGUCUCGACUGAAACUAGAUCGCAGUCCAGGUGAUUCCCCUUUGCGUUCGCCAUCCAAAGUGGAGGUGACUGAGAAGAAACCCACCAUCCUGUCUGACAGCAGAAGCAGCACCAGCCCCAACCUCAGCAAGAGCAGCCGCCUGUCUAAUGGCCUGGAUCCUGUUGCAGAGACGGCCAUUCGGCAGCUGACGGAGUCCGCCUCCAAAGUAGCACGCAAGACGCCAACAAAGAGGAGCACGCUGAUCAUCUCGGGCGUGUCAAAGCAGGUUCCACUCUCGGAAGAUGACUGUGCGUUAUCGAGCGGCUACGCUGCAGCCAUGGACGCAGCCAUGCAUGGCAAUCACUACGGGGCGGGGCACCACCAGGACCCAGAUGAGACCACGCCCUCCGAUGUGUCAGAGCGUCCCUCUGUGGACGAUGUGGAAUCAGAUACUGGUUCUACUGGGGCCUUGGAGACACGCAGCCUCAAGGACCAUAAAGUGGGCUUUCUACAGAGCGGGACAAAGCUUUUGUUCCGCAGGAGACAUCGAGAGAAGGAGCCCUGCCUGAGCCAGUCCCACGAAGACAUCUCCAACAUGGGCAAUAACUUUGCUGCCACCCCCACCAUCAACCGUAAAAAGUCUGGCAGUUUCUCUCGGCGUCUCAUCAAACGAUUCUCUUUCCGCUCAUCAGGCAAAUCAAAAGGCAAAGCUACCAACGGAGGAGCGAGCUCGCUGGAUAACUGAUUAUCAUUGUUGUGGUGGGACAUGGGUCCUCCUGACUUAAGUUUUACUGUUAUUACUGUCAGAAGAACAACUAAACCUUGCAAGAGUCCAGUCUGUGACAGGCUGAGCACCCCAGGUUGGAUGUCACCUGCACAUCUUGAAAGAAGAACGAGAAAAUGAUUGCACCUUCAGGACAAAAGACAUGUUUAAUCACAUCACUGACGCUAAAAUGUGAUAUGAAAUGCUUUUCUUAUGAGGAGAUUUCUGCUGCUCGGUGUGGAGAAGGUAAUAGUCACAAUGAAGCAUCGUGCCCCCCAUUUGAACACAAACUAUAGUGUUUGAUUGUGACAGAGGUUGGAAAGGCUCUUAAGCUAUUUAAUUAUAUAAAAUACCAGUAUGAUGCUAUUGGUUGCACUUUGGACUGUUUUUUGACAGCAGAUGUACAUUUUUAUUGUGUGGUUCUCAUGAAACAAGUGCUAUUUAUUUUACCCUCCAAAAAACAUCCAAAAGUCAUCAUAGUUCCAUUACACUGUAAAAUACUGACAUUACUGUGUUUUUCCAUGCAAAUGUAAUUUAAAACACAUAGUUUAAGUAAGUUAAGAAAUCUAAAUCUAGCAGUCCAUUCAUAAUUGCUUAUACAUCGGUUUUAGAAUGUUGUUCAUUGUUGUAUCUUAUAUAAGAAGCAGAAAAGGUAAUAUAUUUAUUGUACUUUUUAUUUUAUAAAGGUACUUUCUGUAAAAUAUAACGCACAUAAUGCAUUUCAGUUUGCUUUUUAAAACAUCCAACCAGCCAGGAUCUCUAGCAGAAUUUUCCAAGUUGGGCAAUAAGUUUAAACUUUCUUUUUUCAGUCAUUAAAAAGAACAUGGCUAGGUCCUGCUCUCCGUGUGGCUCCUGUUGACUCCAAUUAAAUCAAAAGUGCAUCCACUCACAUUAUAGAGGCUUAGGUUGAUGCUCAUGUGGACAUUUCAUGAUUGCAAUAAUUAUCAUUACUGU
This is a messenger RNA of Centropristis striata (black sea bass), 3502 nucleotides long. It is a transcript of the gene c2cd2l, whose product is annotated as c2cd2 like. NCBI's taxonomy places the organism in Eukaryota, Metazoa, Chordata, Actinopteri, Perciformes, Serranidae. The coding region runs from base 452 to 2530 and encodes 692 amino acids. Gene Ontology annotation, cellular component: cytoplasmic side of apical plasma membrane. The transcript is spliced from 15 exons. Gene Ontology annotation, biological process: positive regulation of insulin secretion involved in cellular response to glucose stimulus. The record is from RefSeq and is a predicted model, not a curated record. Gene Ontology annotation, molecular function: phosphatidylinositol binding; phosphatidylinositol transfer activity.